Messenger RNA from Glycine soja, 3836 nucleotides. Its product is annotated as pentatricopeptide repeat-containing protein At5g39710. The transcript has 2 exons. The coding region runs from base 33 to 2369 and encodes 778 amino acids. NCBI's taxonomy places the organism in Eukaryota, Viridiplantae, Streptophyta, Magnoliopsida, Fabales, Fabaceae. The record is from RefSeq and is a predicted model, not a curated record. Gene Ontology annotation, molecular function: protein binding.
GUUGCCACGAAUCUCAUUUACUUACACUUAGUAUGAAUUUGUGGACUCAAUUCAACCUUUCCCAGAAUCACACAAGAGGCAUUGGGCACAACACAAUGGCUUUCCCUUCAUCUUCUUCUUCUUCAAACCACUCUCUCAUAGCCGACAAAGCAAUCGCUUUUCUAAAACGCCACCCUCAAAGACUCGCAUCUCUCUCUCCUCACUUCACUCCCCAAGCAGCUUCUUACGUUCUCCUCAAUUCCCAAUCCGACCAACGCACCCUCCUCAACUUCCUCACCUGGGCCCAAGCCCAAGCCCAGGCCCACAACUUCUUCUUCACGCCUCACUGCAAGUGCCUCGCCCUCCACAUCCUCGUCCGCUUCAAGCUCUACCGCACCGCCCACUCCCUCGCCGCGGACCUCGCCGCCACCCUCCCCGACCCCACCGGCGCCUCCCUCUUCCGCCACCUCCACGACACCUUCCACCUAUGCUCCUCCCCCUUCUCCUCCUCCGCCGUCUUCGACCUCGUCGUCAAAUCCCUCUCCCGCCUCGGCUUCGUCCCCAAAGCCCUCACCCUCCUCCACCUCGCCAACCGCCACGGCUUCGCCCCCACCGUCCUCUCCUACAACGCCGUCCUCGACGCUCUCCUCCGGCGGAGCUCGUCGAAUCAUCGCGACUACGACGACGCGGAACGAGUGUUCCGCGACAUGGUCCGGAACGGCGUGUCGCCGAAUGUGUACACUUACAACGUCAUCAUCCGCGGCGUGGUUUCUCAAGGGGACUUGGAGAAAGGGUUAGGGUUUAUGCGUAAAAUGGAAAAGGAAGGAAUUUCACCCAAUGUGGUUACUUAUAAUACCCUAAUCGAUGCUUCUUGCAAGAAGAAGAAGGUGAAGGAGGCGAUGGCGCUGCUGAGAGCGAUGGCGGUUGGGGGCGUCGCCGCAAAUUUGAUUUCGUACAAUUCAGUGAUUAAUGGAUUGUGUGGUAAAGGGAGAAUGAGUGAGGUUGGGGAAUUGGUUGAGGAGAUGAGGGGGAAAGGGUUGGUUCCUGAUGAGGUUACUUACAAUACUCUCGUUAAUGGGUUUUGCAAAGAAGGGAAUUUGCAUCAGGGGUUGGUGCUGCUUUCGGAAAUGGUUGGUAAAGGGUUGUCUCCCAAUGUUGUUACAUAUACUACUUUGAUUAAUUGUAUGUGUAAGGCCGGGAAUUUGAGUCGCGCCGUGGAGAUUUUCGAUCAGAUGCGUGUCAGGGGGCUGAGGCCGAAUGAGAGGACUUACACUACUUUGAUUGAUGGGUUCUGCCAGAAAGGGUUGAUGAAUGAGGCUUAUAAGGUCUUGAGUGAGAUGAUUGUUAGUGGAUUUUCGCCAUCGGUUGUGACUUACAACGCCCUUGUCCAUGGAUAUUGCUUCUUGGGGAGGGUGCAGGAGGCUGUGGGAAUUUUGAGGGGGAUGGUUGAGAGAGGUUUGCCUCCUGAUGUUGUUAGUUAUAGCACUGUUAUAGCUGGUUUUUGCCGGGAGCGUGAGCUGGGAAAAGCGUUUCAAAUGAAGGAGGAGAUGGUUGAGAAGGGUGUCUUGCCUGACACGGUCACCUAUUCGUCGCUCAUACAAGGUCUUUGUCUGCAGCAGAAACUGGUGGAAGCUUUUGAUUUGUUCCGAGAGAUGAUGCGCAGGGGUCUCCCGCCUGAUGAGGUUACUUAUACUAGUUUGAUUAAUGCUUAUUGCGUUGAUGGGGAGUUGAGUAAGGCUCUUCGUUUGCAUGAUGAAAUGGUGCAGAGGGGUUUUUUGCCUGAUAAUGUUACCUAUAGUGUGCUUAUUAAUGGACUUAAUAAGAAAGCUAGGACAAAAGUAGCAAAGAGGCUUCUUCUGAAGUUGUUUUAUGAGGAGUCUGUACCAGAUGACGUAACAUACAAUACGCUGAUAGAAAACUGCAGUAAUAAUGAAUUUAAGAGUGUGGAAGGUCUUGUUAAAGGAUUCUGCAUGAAGGGUUUGAUGAAUGAAGCAGAUCGAGUUUUUAAGACAAUGCUUCAGAGGAAUCAUAAGCCCAAUGCAGCAAUUUAUAAUUUAAUGAUACAUGGACAUUCUAGAGGGGGAAAUGUUCACAAGGCAUAUAAUCUGUAUAUGGAGUUGGAGCAUUCUAGUUUUGCUUGUCAUACAGUGGCUGUAAUUGCUCUCGUUAAAGCACUAGCUAGGGAAGGGAUGAAUGAUGAGCUGAGUCGGUUAUUGCAAAACAUAUUGAGGAGCUGUAGGCUCAACGAUGCCAAGGUAGCUAAAGUACUUGUUGAGGUUAACUUUAAAGAAGGUAACAUGGAUGCUGUUUUGAAUGUGCUAACUGAAAUGGCCAAGGAUGGCCUACUACCUGAUGGUGGAAUUCAUUCAUCUGCUCCAGCAAGUACCUAAUGUCUUUUGUUUUGUGUGCUAAACUGUAUUAUGCUAAAAUAAGAACUUAUCCUUCUAGUGGACACCUAGCAUGAUCAGUUUGGUGACUUACAAUGUGGAAAUGAAAUUCUCUCUUGCUGGGAAAGUAAUUUAUCAAUUUUUUUUUUCUGGAGCUCCACAAUUAUCUAAAGCCUCCUUCUUGGCCAGAACGGAACUCGAGUUGAUUGGUGAUAUUCUUAAAACUGUUAUCACAAAACGAGACAAGGCACCACUUAUUUGCUGCAUAUCACCUAGUGGGAGUGAAAUCUUGUGUGCUCGAAUGAGGUUUCAUGGAAGGUAUCUUGGGCUUGGGAGUAAUUGGUAAAACAACCAUGGCUAGAGCCAUUUACAAUGAAAUCAAUCAAAACCUUGGACGUAAAUGUUUCCUUGCAAAUAUAAUGGUAAUUUGGGACCAAGAUGGUGGCUAAGUUUAUUUGCAAGAACAACUUCUUCCAGGCGUCUUGAAACUAGAAGGAUGAAUUUACAUGACAUUGAAUUGAGGACUAUAAUAAGGGAAAGUCACCAGUGGGUUAGUCAAGAGAAUAGAUUAUUCAUCACAACUAGAGAUGAGCAUUUACUGAGGAUAAUAUAUACAGAAUGAAAGGAAUGGAAGAAAGAAAGUCUCUGGAGCUUUUCAGUUAGCAAGCUUUUACACAAGCUGUUCUAAUAGCUAGCAGAUAUCAUUGAACUCUUAAGAAGGGUUGUUGCUUACUCUGGAAGACCUCCACCUGCUCUUGAAGGUUUUGGCUCUUACUGGUUUGAAAAGGCUAUUGCUGAGUGGGAAAGUGCAUUGACGAAACUUGAAAUUAUUCCCAAUUAUCCAAUACGAAAGAGAUUAAAAUUAAACUAUGAUGGUUUAAGCGAUCGUAUGGGGAAAAUGUAUAAGCUGUUUCUUUUUAGGUAAAGACUAACACUGUUGCAUGGACUUUGUAUGGCAGUGGACUUCAUGCAAAAAGAUUAGUUAUAUCUGUCCUUAUGGAACAAAGUUUUCUAAAAGUUGACAAGAAUGACAAGCUUCAAAUGCAUGAUUUGCUGCAUUGGCCAUACAAACUCUGUAGUUGGUUGAAAAACCUAAUCAGAAGCUCUACCCACACUUUUAUGGCCAUGAUAAGAUGCUGGAGGCAAGGUUGCAUACAGGUUGGAAUUGCCUGAAGACAGUUAGUUCACUCUAUUUUUCAUAUCUCCUUGCUGAAGAAAGUGGCUACUGCUCAACAACAGGCACAACCACUGCCCCUUGCAUUGUCAGAUGCACACAAACAGUAGUACAGUACUUUUACCACAAGAGGGAUGCAAGAUUGCAUUUGGGGAGAAAUUAUUUUAUGGUCCGGAAACAUCCGUGUUCAUUGUUCCCGUCAAUGAACAUGUAUCAUGUAAUUGAGUUUUUCAAUUUACAAGAAAAGAUUAAUAAAUAAAUUAUUAUAUAUUAUGUGAUUAUUAGUUAGGCUAAAA